AUGCGGGUGGGAUUUUGCUCGCUUGUGCAGCCACUAAAGCGGCGUCUAGGCAGCGUCAGCAGCUCUUCCCGGCACUCACUGCGCUGGUGUGCCACGUCAUCAUCUUCGUUGAACAUCAGCGCUUUCGAAACGGCUGCGAAUACGGCUGAAAAUGCUGCUGCAGAUGCCACCAGGUCUGUUUCUGCCUCGUCUUUGUUGAAGUACACCAUUGAACCCUCCGCAGCAACGAUGGGUGCACCACGACCGUUGCAUGAUGAGAGGGCGUGUCACACUCUUGCCAUGCUUGCCUCCUUCCCACCAUCGAGGAUUCGAAACUUUGCCGUUGUUGCACACGUGGAUCACGGCAAGACGACACUGAGCGAUGCAGUUCUGCGCCGCACCGGUGUGCUGAGUGGGUCACAGGUGGGGACGUAUACGGAUCGGCUUCUGGUGGAGCGUCAACGGGGUAUAACUGUCAAGGCGCAGACCUGCUCUAUUUUUGUUGUACACAAUGGGGAGGAGUUCCUACUCAAUCUUAUCGACACUCCUGGGCACGUGGACUUUCAGUACGAAGUCUCACGAAGCUUAAGUGCCUCGGAGGCGGCACUGUUGCUCGUUGAUGUUGCUCAGGGCAUCGAGGCUCAAACGAUGGCACACUUCCAUACGGCGCUAGAGCGGGGUUUGACCAUCAUUCCUGUAUUCACCAAAAUGGACACUGUGCUCAGUGAUGUGCCAGUUGAUCGUGCGCUGCAGGAACUGGAGGAUUCAACAGGUUUGCUGCGCCGUGAGGUGGUCUUUACAAGCGCAAAGGAGCAGCUUGGGGUGGAGGGACUUCUUCGCACCAUUGUUGAACGCGUACCCCCACCAGUUGGCCUGGUGGGACUUUCUGACCUGCGUCAACUCCCGCCGCUUCUGCCAGGCAGCGCGGAGCGCACUGCGAUGGAGAAGAAGAUGGUGCCGCUGCGUGCCUUGUUGUUUGACUCGUGGACCUCCGAGUGUGGUGGGGGUCUGCGCCGGGCGGCGCCGCGAGGCGGUGACAAGGGCAAUAGCAGCGACUGCAGUGACGGCAAUGUGACGUGUCUUAUUCGUGUCAUUGACGGGACACUGACAGCCAAAACUGUGGUGUUGUUUUACCACUCGCAUAGGCGGUGUGAGGCGCUGGAGGUGGGCAUCAUUCAUCCCGAGCUCCGCCCCACGACGGCGCUCACGGCAGGCAUGGUGGGCUACGUCACCUUUUCAAAGUUGAGUCGUGAGGACUUUUCUGUGGGUGAGACGCUUUACACGCUACCUACUCGUACGUUUACACGGGAGAGUAUUGUUCCAGUAACCGGAUUUAAGCGGGUGCACCCGGUGGUUUUUGCUGGGUUUUACCCGGACGAAGGGGAAUACAUUACUCAGUUGCGGGAGGCAGUAGAAAAGCUGCGCGUUAAUGAGCCAGCUGUCACGAUGGAGCCAUUAGAUUGCCCUGCGCUAGGGGCUGGGCUGCAGCUUGGAUUUCUUGGCAUGCUACACAUGCAGGUGUUUCAAGAACGUCUUCUCGCGGAGUUUGGUCAACGAGUUCUCGUGACACCGCCACUAGUGCAGUACAAAUAUCGCGAGGUGGGCGUGGAUGCGGAAGCACCAUUGAAACCUUUGACCGUGCAUAGCUGGAGGUGGUUGCACGAAGGCGUGUCAUGCUACUUGGAACCGUACGUUACUGUUACUAUUAUUACGCCGCGGGAGCACUUCCAGGGGAUUGAUAGUGAGGCACUGCAACAGUUUCGCGGGGAGCAGCUAGAUAUGCGCGUGCUGGAUGACGCACGGAUUCUCGUGCGGUACAAGAUGCCCUUGGCCGAUCUUGUUCGUGGAUUCUUUGACGUGGUCAGAAGUGUCUCACACGGCUAUGCCUCGCUUGACUAUGAUGACCCCGUCUACGAGGAGGCGGACCUUGUGAAGGUGGAGGUGGCUGUUCAGAAGUCACGUGUAUCUGCUCUCUCUGUCAUCUGCCCGAGGUCGGAGGCCUCUGCCGUUGGUAAGCGUAUUGUUUCAAGCCUCAAAUCCAAUCUUACACGCGGCGCCGUUGACAUCCCGCUGCAGGCAAUGGUGGGGGCAAAGAUUAUCGCCCGUGAAACGGUGAGGGCGUACCGCAAGGAUGUUACGGCAAAAAUUCACGCAGGUGACAUUUCACGCAAGCAGAAAAAGUGGAAUGAUCAGAAAAAAGGAAAAGAGCGCAUGGCGCGGCGCACAGUUGGCACAGUUACACUUGAUCAAUCCGUUCUGGCCGCGGCCAUGGGUGCUACGUCGUUGUAA
Trypanosoma rangeli is the source of this 2268-nucleotide messenger RNA. Its product is annotated as putative GTP-binding protein. Gene Ontology annotation, molecular function: GTP binding; mitochondrial ribosome binding; GTPase activity. The transcript has a single exon. NCBI's taxonomy places the organism in Eukaryota, Euglenozoa, Kinetoplastea, Trypanosomatida, Trypanosomatidae. Bases 1 to 2268 code for a protein of 755 amino acids. Gene Ontology annotation, biological process: positive regulation of translation. Gene Ontology annotation, cellular component: mitochondrion. The record is from RefSeq and is a predicted model, not a curated record.